Molecule: messenger RNA, 396 nt
Organism: Bombina bombina (fire-bellied toad)
Lineage: Eukaryota; Metazoa; Chordata; Amphibia; Anura; Bombinatoridae
Product: oocyte zinc finger protein XlCOF6-like
Exons: 2
Biological process (GO): regulation of transcription by RNA polymerase II
Molecular function (GO): DNA-binding transcription factor activity, RNA polymerase II-specific; RNA polymerase II cis-regulatory region sequence-specific DNA binding
Source: RefSeq, a predicted model, not a curated record
CCUUUCAAAUCUACAGAAUGUGAGAAAAGCUUUAGAUGGAAGUCUCAUCUACUAGAACCCCACAAAAUUCACACAGGUGCUAAACCACACUCAUGUACAGAGUGUGGCAAACAUUUUACACAAAUGAAUCAUCUGAAAUCUCAUGAAAGGAUUCACACAGGAGAAAAGCCUUUCACGUGUACAGAGUGUGGAGAAAAGUGUGGAAAAAGUUUUACACAAAUGCAUUGUCUGAAAACUCAUGAAAGGAUUCACACAGGAGAAAAGCCUUUCACAUGUACAGAGUGUGGAAAACGUUUUAUACAAAUGAGUCAUCUGAAAACUCAUGAAAAGAAUCACACAGGAGAAAAGCCUUUCACAUGUACAGAGUGUGGAAAAUGUUAUACACAAAUGAGUAGU